CUGUCAACAGUAAAUGUUUGCUGACUCAUCAGUCAGUAAGAAAAAUAGAAGUUGAGUCCUAGAUCCUGAGAUGGAGCCUCCCUCUCCUUACGCUGAGCAGCGCUAUAAAGAUGGACUGGAGUGUGCAAGGAGAGCCACUCAGUUUGAUCAAGCUGGACAAUACAGUGCAGCCUUCUCCUUCUACAGUGAGGCAGUAGAGGCUUUGAACCAGGCUUGUGCCAUUGCUCCAAUGUUCAAUCCUGUAAAGCCUAGAGUGCUUGAGUACGCUAAGAGAGCUCAGCAAUUGUCUGUGUACCUUAAUACUCCAACACGUACACAAGUUGCACCAUCAGCGCAUGUAGCAAACCCACACAUCGAAAGGAAUAAGAGAGAUAUGCAUCAGGUGGAAUACCUGCUGGAAGUGGCCAUGAGGGACGAGAAAAAGGGCUUUGUCAAGAAAGCAAUUGACAUGUACACUUGUGCAGUAGAGCUCGCCUUGAAAGUGCAAAAGACACUAACGAAUGAUGAAGACAGACAGAAUAUCAAGACACUUACAAUGAAUGCCCUUGAGCAAAUAGAGCACUUGAAAACACUUCCACCACCUUCGAAAACCGUUGACAUUGAUGACCUGGUUAGUCAGUUGGAGAAUCUGGCUCCUCCCACAAAAACUCUAGGGCAUAGCACCCCUGGAUCGAGCAGAAGCUUACCACGAGGUCCUCUGACUAGUUUUCUGGAUGCUGACACUGACCUUACCACACCCCCAAAGUUCGACGCAUUCAGUAGUCGCACCUCACCAACCCCGCCCAGUCGACACCCACCUUCUCACGCCACCCUCAGGCACGGGGGAAAACCUGGUAAGGGGUCCAAGUUCACUGAGAAGGAGAUCAAAGUGCUCAGAGCGACCUCCAGUAUCAAUGGUGUGACCUACUUUCCCUUGAGUGACAUGGACCUAACUGACCUAAGGCGUAUAACUCCAUUGCCUCAAGAUUUUGAGGACCCCUGUGGCCUAAUACGACUGUCAGAUAAGCAGAGAUCCAGACUCAAGGCCUGGGUGAGGCCCUACGAGAUAUGUGACAACCCCAUGAUGGUGCACCUCAUCUCAAGCUUCGCUAUCAAACAGACUCUAAUAGCAGACUGCUCCUUUGUUGCCUCCCUCACUGUCAGUGCUGACUAUGAAAGGAAGUUCAAGACACGGCUCGUCACAAGGCUCAUCCAUCCUCAAAACAGAAAUGGUGAACCCAUCAUGAACCCCAACGGAAAGUACCUGGUAUCAUUCAACCUUAACGGCUGCAGAAGAAAGGUAGAGAUAGACGAUCGUCUACCCAUCAGUAACAGUGGUGAGCUGCUAUGCUCCUACUCCAACAACAGUGACGAGUUCUGGGUCAGCCUCAUUGAAAAGGCCUAUAUGAAGGUGAUGGGAGGCUAUGACUUUCCUGGAUCCAGCUCAAACAUUGAUCUGCAUGCUCUGACUGGGUGGAUCCCAGAGAGGGCUGGGCUCAAGGAGACUAACAAUGAAUUGUUUGACAAAAUGGAGCAGUCACUCAGGAAAGGCAAUGCAUUGCUGACAGUGGCCACAGGGGAACUAUCUGAAGCUCAAGCUGAGAGGGCGGGGCUUGUCGCCACUCAUGCUUACGCAAUCCUCAAUGUCGUGCAAUACAAAGGGCUAAAGCUGCUUCAGUUGAAGAACCCCUGGAGUCACAAAAGAUGGAAGGGUAACUACUCUGAGCAUGACCAGACGCACUGGACUCCUGAGCUGAGGAGAGCACUCAAGUUUGACCAGACACAAGCCUUGGAGGUCGAUAAUGGUGUGUUUUGGAUCGACUGGGCCUCACUCUGCAAGUUCUUUGAUGUGGCCUACCUCAAUUGGAAGCCAGAGCUGUUUGCUCAUAAGUCCACCAUACAUGAUGUUUGGAAGCCGAAUGCAGCAGAGAAGGACUGGUAUGACAUCAGCAACAAUCCACAGUACACCCUGAGGGUGAACAAUGGUGGUGAGGGUGUGGCCACAGUCUGGGUACUGCUCUCCAGACACAUCACUGCCAAGAAUGACUUUGCCCACAAUGAGAAGUUCAUCACACUGCACAUUGCAAAGAGUGACGGGAAGAGGAUAUUCUAUCCUGAAAAAUUCCAUGUGACGGGAAUAAAGAUCAACACGCCACACUAUCUGGCCAAACUGGAGAAUGUUCCACGAGGCGCCUCUUCCUACACUGUCAUUGUGUCGCAGCUGGAGAGCCUCAGCACUAUCUACUACACUCUCAGAGUGUACUCAACAUGUGACUUCACUGUCUCACCAGUCUCGAUACCCUAUGAAUUUCAUCAACAGAUAAGCGGACAGUGGUUUAGUGGUCAGAGUGCUUCACCACAGUUUAGAAUUACCACCACCUCUUACACUUCAAGAGUAAUGAUCAAACUACGUGCUCCAAAGGAGCUGUACGGCCGUUUGGAGCUGUCUUGUGAAGCGCAAGAUGCGAAGUUCAGUCCAAUAGACACAGGAUCAUUCAGGUUUGGGCUCAGUGUUCUCGAGGCUCAAGGACUACCAAAAGCAUUAUACAGUCUCUUGUGUAUUAGCUACAGUGGAAACAAACUCCCACCUUCUAAACCCGUACCCUUCAUCGUCGAUGUAUUUUGUGAUAAUGUUUUCAGCUUAAAUGCUGCUUAAUAAUUAUUCUUUAUUACAGUGUUAUUAACAAUGA
This is a messenger RNA of Halichondria panicea, 2669 nucleotides long. RefSeq names its product calpain-7-like. The coding region runs from base 71 to 2635 and encodes 854 amino acids. The transcript has 23 exons. Gene Ontology annotation, biological process: proteolysis. NCBI's taxonomy places the organism in Eukaryota, Metazoa, Porifera, Demospongiae, Suberitida, Halichondriidae. Gene Ontology annotation, molecular function: calcium-dependent cysteine-type endopeptidase activity. The record is from RefSeq and is a predicted model, not a curated record.